Pestalotiopsis fici W106-1 is the source of this 1143-nucleotide messenger RNA. RefSeq names its product Pectin lyase B. Lineage: Eukaryota; Fungi; Ascomycota; Sordariomycetes; Amphisphaeriales; Sporocadaceae. The coding region runs from base 1 to 1143 and encodes 380 amino acids. The record is from RefSeq and is a predicted model, not a curated record. Gene Ontology annotation, molecular function: pectate lyase activity. The transcript has 4 exons.
AUGAUUUCAAAGCAAUUCUUUGCAGUCGCUCUUGCGGCUCUGGUCCGUCAAGUCAGCGGCGCCGGUGUCACUGGCUCGGCCGAGGGCUUCGCCAAGGGUGUUACAGGUGGUGGCUCGGCUACUGCUGUAUAUCCCACGACAAAUGCCGAACUUGUGUCGUAUCUUGGAGAUAGCUCUGCCCGAGUUAUCAUACUUACCAAGACCUUUGACUUUACGGGGACUGAAGGCACCUCGACCGAGACCGGUUGUGCUCCCUGGGGAACUGGGUCAGCUUGCCAAACGGCAAUUAACCAGAACAGCUGGUGUGACAACUAUGAAGCCAGCGCCCCAGAUGUCACAGUAUCCUACGACAAGGCUGGUGUUCUCGGUAUCACUGUUGGAUCGAACAAGUCUCUUGUCGGACAAGGCUCAGCCGGUGUUAUCAAGGGCAAAGGUCUUCGGAUCAUCAGUGCAUCCAAUGUCAUCAUUCAAAAUAUCAAGAUCACGGAUCUCAACCCUGAGUACGUUUGGGGUGGUGACGCCAUUACUCUGGACGACACUGAUCUCGUCUGGAUCGACCACGUUUCCACGUCACUGAUCGGACGUCAGCACAUUGUCCUCGGCACUGAGGCCAGUGGUCGCGUGACCAUCUCCAACUGCAACAUUGAUGGAACGACAUCGUGGUCGCCCAACUGCGACAGCUAUCACUACUGGAACGUUCUCUUCUUGGGAUCUCAGGAUCUGGUUACCUUUAAGAACAACUACAUUCACCAUUUCUCUGGCCGUGCACCCAAGGUUGGCGGCAACACUCUUCUCCACGCUGUCAACAACUAUUUCUACCAGACCGACAGCAGCGGACACGCCUUCGAGAUUGACUCUGGCGGCAUGGUCCUCGCCGAGGGCAACGUCUUCCAGAAUGUCGUCAAUGUCGUAACCGACGACGUCGAGGGUCAGGCCUUUACGAGCCCCAGCAGCACCGCCAACACAGCGUGCUCAACGUACCUGGGACGCAGCUGUGUUCUCAACGCUUUCGGAAGCUCUGGUACCUUCAACAUUGUCGACACGAGCUUCUUGGUCAAUUUCUCGGGCAAGAACAUUGCGUCGGCUACCAGCGCAGAUACUGCCAAGUCCGUGUCGUCAUCGGCUGGCAACACCCUCUCUUGA